Molecule: messenger RNA, 1132 nt
Organism: Rhipicephalus sanguineus (brown dog tick)
Lineage: Eukaryota; Metazoa; Arthropoda; Arachnida; Ixodida; Ixodidae
Product: putative nuclease HARBI1
Exons: 3
Coding region: 28-1110 (360 amino acids)
Source: RefSeq, a predicted model, not a curated record
AGAAGGGAGGCCGAGGAUGCGUUUGACAUGCCAGACGAACAGUUUCGGCGUCACUUUCGCCUUAGUAAAGUAACAGUGUGGUGGUUGUGCGACGAAGUCGCCGAUGAACUGAGGGGCUCGCGGCCAACUGCGCUCUCGGUGGAGCGGAAAGUAUUGUGCGCCCUGCGUUUCUUCGCCACCGGGUCCUUCCAAUCGUCGGUGGAAAGCGAGGAGACCGUAGCGGUGACGCAGCCCGCGGUCAGCAGGUGUGUCCGACGUGUGGCUCAGGCUACCGUCAACGCCGGGACCCGCAACAAGUGGGUUCACUUCCCGAGGACGCCGGAGGAGAAGGCGGCCGUGAAGGAGGGAUUCCUUCGCCUUGGACCUCUACCUGGCGUCAUCGGAUGCGUUGAUGGUAGCUUCGUCGCCAUCGUCGCACCGAGGGGCGAGCAGAAGGCGUCUUUCUGGUGCCGCAAAGGGUAUUUCGCCCUGAACGUCAUGUUCGUCUGUGACGCUGACAUGCGGAUCCUCGCCGUCGACCCGCUGCGACCAGGGUCGGACUACGACAGCCACAUCUGGGGCACGUCGUGGGUCCGCGAACGUUUCGAGGAGGGCCGCGUUGACACGACUGGCGAGUACCUUCUCGGGGACGGCGCCUACCCCCUCGAGCCUUGGCUUAUGGUCCCGGUGCAAGGUCGUCCUCACAGGGAUAGUGCAGAAGGCAAGUACAACUCUGCACAUGCAUCAAUGCGUUCCAUAGUGGAGCGUUGUAUUGGGCUACUGAAGAGCCGCUUUCGCUGCCUUCAGCGGUACCGUACCCUCCACUACUCACCGGAACGUUCUUCCAUCAUUGUUGCUGCAUGUGCAGUGUUGCACAACCUUUGUAUUGAAGAAGGUGACAUAGGUGUUGACGAUUUCAGCGAUGACAGUGGCGACGAGAGCAGCGAGCACGGCAGCUCUAUCGAUGAUGACCCCCAACCUCGGUUUAGACGGGGGAGGUCAUCACACUUUAUGUACUUGCGUGGACAAGCUGUCCGCAACGGCCUUAUCGGCUUGUUUGGCAGGACAAGGCAGCAACACCUGCAGUAUUUAAGAAGGGUGCGCAGGCGACUGCGCCGCUUGCAGCGAUGACUGCGGUGUUAAAAUAUUUGUG